UUCCUUCCUCCAUGAUGGUCUCACCUAUCUCAUUGCUGAUUUGACGGAUGUGACACAAUUUGAUAUCGAGAUCGGGUGAUGUCGGAUAGUUAGCUUUAGUUCAGCUUGCACGGAGGAAGAUUUUGCUCGUGUUUUAUCGAACAAAGUUUGAGAUUACAUAUAUAUUUAGGUUGCGAACUGUGUGCGAGAGAACACAAGUUGGUCAAAAAGUAUGACGAAGAUACAGUAUCCCCAGGCCCGCAGGGAUGAAAGCGUUGUGGAUAAUUAUCAUGGUGUUGAGAUAGCAGAUCCUUAUAGAUGGCUGGAAGAUCCAGAUUCACCAGAAACAAAAGCUUUCAUUGAUGCUCAAAAUGCUAUUACUAGACCAUAUUUAGCUGCUUGCAAAGCGUAUGAUAGUAUUCAUGAAAGAUUAAAACAAUUAUGGGAUUUUCCAAAAUUCACAUGCCCUGCCAAACACGGUGAAAAAUAUUAUUUCUAUAAGAAUACUGGUUUACAAAACCAAAGUGUUUUAUAUGUACAAGAUACUCUUGAAAGUGAACCGCGAGUAUUUCUUGAUCCUAAUACAUUUUCUGAGGAUGGAACUGUGGCAAUUAAUAAUAGUAGUUUUAGUGAAGAUGGUAGCAUUUUUGCAUACGGAUUAUCUAAAAGUGGUUCUGAUUGGAGUACAAUCCAUUUUCUAAAUGCAAAAACUGGGGAAAAAUAUCUAGACAUUUUGGAGAAAGUAAAAUUUUCAUCAAUUACAUGGACUCACGACAAUCGUGGCAUUUUUUAUGGACAGUACCGAGAUCAACAAGGAAAAACUGAUGGUUCAGAAACGUCAAGCAAUCGAAAUCACAAAUUGUGUUAUCACGUUGUUGGCACAUCGCAAGCAGAUGAUGUUGUCGCAGUUGAGUUUCCGGAGGAACCAUUAUUGAGGAUAGGAGCACAUGUGUCUGAUUGUGGCAAUUGGCUUAUUGUUACUGCCCGAAAGGAUUGCAGAGACAAUUUAAUAUAUUUUGCGCCAUUAAAAGCUGGCGUUCCUAUAAGCAACAACUUACCAUUGACACAAAUUGUUGAUAAACUUGAAGCUGAUUAUGACUAUGUAACUAACAUUGAUAAUAAAGCUGUGUUUCGCACAAAUAAAAAUGCACCUAACUACAAGUUGAUAGCUGUAGAUUUGUUAGAUUAUGGGCAAGAAAAAUGGGUAGAUCUUUUACCAGAACAUUCUGACAAUGUGCUAGAUUGGGUUGAUGCUGUGGAUGGAAAUAAAUUUAUUGCUUGUUACAUACAAGAUGUUAAGAAUGUUUUGCAACUGCAUUGUUUGAACACUGGUAAGGUACUACGAACAUUCCCUCUUGAUCUUGGUACUAUUAUUGGUUUCACCGGCAAAAAGAAAUACUCUGAAAUAUUUUAUCAGUUUUCAUCAUUCCUAACGCCUGGCAUUAUAUACACGAUUGACUUGCAAAAAGAUCAAGAGCCACGAAUAUGGCGAGAAAUUAAAGUGAAGAACUUUGACGCGAGUUUAUACAAGACUAGUCAAGUAUUUUAUCCAAGCAAAGAUGGUACAAAGAUUCCCAUGUUUAUAGUAACAAAGAAGGAUGCCAUAUUGGACGGAAGUAUGCCAGCCUUACUUUAUGGAUACGGCGGUUUCAACGCUAGUAUCCAGCCAACAUUUAGCGUUACAAGACUUGUCUUUAUACAGCAUUUAAAUGGAGUGCUUGCUAUCCCUAAUGUUCGUGGAGGAGGCGAAUAUGGUGAAAGAUGGCACAAUGCGGGACGUUUUUUCAACAAGCAAAAUGUAUUCGAUGAUUUUCAAUAUGCAGCAAAAUAUCUUAUUGACAAUAAGUACACUACUUCGGCAAAACUAACAAUUGAAGGUGCUAGUAACGGUGGUUUGGCUGUUGCUGCUUGUAUAAAUCAAAGACCAGAUUUGUUCGGCGCAGCUAUACCUAUAGUUGGAGUCAUGGAUAUGCUCCGUUUUCAUAAAUUCACCAUUGGUUCUGCUUGGGUUUCGGAUUAUGGCAGUUCAGAUGAUUCUAAACAUUUCCAGAAUUUGUUGAAGUACUCUCCUUUGCAUAACGUGCGAGUACCGCCUGAUGACAUACAAUAUCCGGCAACAUUGCUUCUGACUGCUGAUCAUGAUGAUCGCGUCGUACCUUUACAUACUCUUAAAUUAACGGCGACUCUUCAGUAUACGCUUGGAAACUUACCGAAACAGACAAAUCCUUUACUUGCAAAAAUAGAUACUAAGGCGGGCCAUGGAGGUGGAAAACCAACUAUGAAAAUAAUUGAAGAAAAUACUGACAUUUUAGCAUUUAUUGUGCAAUCCUUGGGUUUGGAAUUUAAAGUGUAAUUAUAAUGCUUUUGAAGUAAUUAUAACAUUUUACACUUUAAAUCUUUGAAAAUAUCAAAAACUUGUAAUGUGAUAUGUUUUUGAAUCUAUUAUGCGAUUGCUGUAUGUUGCAAUGAGUUAAUGCGAAUUCUUCUAAUGUGUUUUGAGUGCAAAUUUUUUCAGGUGUUAGAAAUGAUGCAAACACUGUAAACUUGAUAAUGUCUUUAUAGUCAAAUAUAAAUGGAAACAUUUAUACCUUA
Messenger RNA from Pseudomyrmex gracilis, 2571 nucleotides. Its product is annotated as prolyl endopeptidase. Lineage: Eukaryota; Metazoa; Arthropoda; Insecta; Hymenoptera; Formicidae. The record is from RefSeq and is a predicted model, not a curated record. The transcript has 12 exons. Gene Ontology annotation, cellular component: cytosol. Gene Ontology annotation, molecular function: oligopeptidase activity; serine-type endopeptidase activity. The coding region runs from base 212 to 2332 and encodes 706 amino acids. Gene Ontology annotation, biological process: proteolysis.